This is a messenger RNA of Mytilinidion resinicola, 800 nucleotides long. RefSeq lists its product as uncharacterized. The record is from RefSeq and is a predicted model, not a curated record. Gene Ontology annotation, molecular function: protein kinase activity; ATP binding. The transcript has a single exon. NCBI's taxonomy places the organism in Eukaryota, Fungi, Ascomycota, Dothideomycetes, Mytilinidiales, Mytilinidiaceae. The coding region runs from base 176 to 577 and encodes 133 amino acids. Gene Ontology annotation, biological process: protein phosphorylation.
UGGAAAAUCUAUACUUACCUGAAAUAUGCCCCUGGGGGCGAUCUGAGUGAACUUCUGAAUCGGCAUAGACGAGCAAAAAAGCAAGUUCUCAACGAUGUAGCCAUUCCUUAGCCAGUGAGCUGACAGCUAGUACAGGCGGAUCCCGGAGCCAUUCAUCUGGCACGCGUUCGACUCUAUGAUCGACGCUCUCUGGACGAUGAACUACGGGGAGUGCUACAAGAACCUAGAGACAGAGCGAAUCAAAGUCAAAAAAGAGGGUGACAUUCCUCCGGACAGGAGACCCAAGCCAAGCGAGCUUUUCGAAGGCGCCGACGACAACUGGGAGCACAUUCUUCAUUUGGACCUCAAACCCGCGAACGUCUUCCUCGCAGACCCGUUUUCUGACUUCAGGGCGUAUCAAGUCGCUCAGAUUGGUGACUUCGACUUGUCGUACCAGGUGCCGCUAGGCCAGGAAAAUGAGAUGGAGGAUUGGAACACAAGUCCUUUAAAUCUACGUGAUAGGAGAUUUGCUGGAACAAAGGGAUGGAAGGCUCCAGUGUGUCAUGCAAAAGCUCCAGAUUUGAAAGUCUUCUGCUAACGAAUUCUAGGAAAAAAAGACGCUCAACUAUGCAAAUAAUACGGAAACUAAAGCUCACGUGUCAUGGAUCCCGAACGAGGAGUCCGACAUAUGGGUUAUUGGCCAAAUCGUCUGGUCUCUUAUGCAUUGCGAUACCGAGAGCGAGGUAAUCCUGGAUGGACAUCAUGAGUAUCUUACAGGGCGAAAAACUCUGUAUACCAUGGAUGCGCGGGAGAAGGCCUUC